AAGAGCAGUGAGUGCGCGUGCUCGCUCCCAGGAGAGGUUAUAGCCGCUUGGCAGCGGGAGCGCGCGCUACCGAAACGCGCCCAACUUUGUAGGCGUCUGCCAUACAGGAAUGAGUGUGCACGCAGAUGAAACAAAACACCAGAAAUGGUAAGAUGACCAGAGGCCGUCAACAUUUCUAAAGUCGGUGAAACCCAAACCAAGAUUUCUUUGACUCAACGCUGUCCGCCCACAUCUUCUCCCGGGCCCUGAAUCCACACUUUAGUCCCACUCGAUCGAUAGUACCAAUCUUACGAGACAUUUUCUCAACAUUUCUGUCUGUGAAAACACAUACGGAGCCAAGCAGAAAGAGCACAGCUCAUCUGACUCAUCAAACUAAUGUACAACUACUACUAGAGAAAAAGUCGCCCAGUAAUUAAACUGCAGUUUUUUUUCUCUUGGAUUAUUUAACACUCAUAGUGGCCAGUUUCACAUAUUGAUCCAUUGCUCUUCUGGUAUGAUUAGCCAUUUCUCUUCUUUACUUCCUACGUACAUGUUCUGCCACUAGCCAGAAAUAGAAAAAUGUGCCGUCAGGUCAUUCGCGGCUUGAAGUUUGCUUUAGUGUGAAGUGAUAUCCAGCAUGGACAGCAACAGUAAACUACUGUAUAUCCCAUCUGGAGCCAAUUAGCCACAUCCCUGCAGCAUAGAGCAAGCAAAGCCAUUGUGUGACUCGAGUCCCUGCACACAUCGGCUGUUUUUAUUCGCUAGGGCAGCCUGUUGUGUCAUGUUCAAUCUCCUCACGCCUUGUCGGUUGAGGACCGGAUAAGAUGUGACAGGUCUAAAAUAAACAGGCCCAUCAUUUCAACCCCUCUAGGAGCAGCGAGACCCCGGCUGUGUCCGGAUUGCUCCACUUGUGUCAAUUUGCAUCCAGGUGCGCGUCCGUCACGCGGUCGAGGGUUGCGACUUUGACCUUGAGGUCGCCGUCCCAAUCUGGCCAAUCUUUCCGUACACCCCACCCUCCAGACAGCCUGCAAGUUCUGUCGUCGCCAUCCCUGGAGGAUGAGCGAUGUUUCCACGUUGGACUAUGAGCUGUUUUCACCGGGGCCGUCUUUCUCAGGGGUCACCAGCGGCCCAUCUCUUGGCGGAGAUUCCGAACAGAGGACUGCUUUUGCUUUUGUAGGCCUCCUGAUGUUGUUUUUGAUUUUCCUGUUGGUGCGAUGCUUUCGGAUUUUGUUGGACCCUUACAGCCGCAUGCCUGCUUCGUCUUGGACGGACCACAAGGACGGAUUUGAGAGGGGCCAGUUUGACUACGCCCUGGUUUAGCAUUGUGACCUAAAGUCAUCUCAACGCUGCCUUAACCCAAACUGUGCCCUGUAGCUUAACUGGCUUUGUGGAAGCCACUUUCUCACCACAUAAAAGGGUCGUACGCUGGUUCCUCAGGGCACAAAACCACCAUCCAGAUUAUAGAUUAGUAAUUCAGAGGUCUAUAAAUUUAGGCUGCCCUGCAUGAAACUCACUGUGAACUAUACCUAGAGUUCUCAAUGUAGAUGUAUUAUCAUUAUGUAUCCAGGAUAUUAAAUCUCAGACAAAACGUAAUCAGGGUCGAAGGCAUAUUUAAUCUUUCGUUGUGUAACGUUUCGUCUGAUUUCGAAUACGUCUUUAAGAAAACCUUCAGCAUUGUUGGAUUUCUGCCAUACGUCUGACAUCUGCUGCCUUCCACAGACAAUUUCUGAACUCUGUGAUUUAUAUUCUUGAAGACGUCCCUGAUUUGCGCUCUCAAGGUUGUUUACAGGAAAGAAAUACCCUUUAAUACUUUAUUAUAACGAAGUGUCGGUCCUUGUCUUGAAUUACAUGUAUACAUGCCAUAUGUUUUCUUGAAAUUGUCACUGUUGUAGGAUAUUUGCUUUUCUGCCAACUAAGCUCUGUAAAACGUACAGUAAAAGCAACAGAAAUGCUUUAUUUUUGUAUUCUGACUCGGGAGUUCCCUUUUGGUAACGUGCCGUCUCAGAUUUGUAGCUCUGGUAUUGAACGGAUGUACAAAAUGUGCUAUAUGUGAUGUGCCAAGAAUCUUGUACAUCACGGAAAUGAACGAAUCUGCAUUGCUUUGUAAGUAGAUUGGAUAUUUUCCUAAUUCGUUUUUGUUAAAUUGGUGCAAUUCUGCAAAAUAAAUUACUUGAGAUUUCUGA
Misgurnus anguillicaudatus (oriental weatherfish) is the source of this 2162-nucleotide messenger RNA. Its product is annotated as cortexin-1. Lineage: Eukaryota; Metazoa; Chordata; Actinopteri; Cypriniformes; Cobitidae. The record is from RefSeq and is a predicted model, not a curated record.